Messenger RNA from Eruca vesicaria subsp. sativa (arugula), 408 nucleotides. The record is from the annotation of a GenBank genome assembly. NCBI's taxonomy places the organism in Eukaryota, Viridiplantae, Streptophyta, Magnoliopsida, Brassicales, Brassicaceae.
AUGCUCGUCUCAAGAUACGGUGUAGUUAAGAAGUAUGCGACUGAGUCUAGAGAGGAGGGUGAUUACGAUGCACAGUUAAAGAAUCUGGACAGAUUAGUCACUAAUUUGCAGAAUAAGAUUCUGUAUAAGCUUGAUGAAGGACUUAAACCUCUUGCUUCUACGACCCGGACUCGGAUCAGUUCCAAGAGAAAGAAAGAGCUUGAGCCUGAGCCUGAGCCUGUAUACUACGCUCCAAGGCCUUUUCCAUUAGGAUCUCAGUUUCAUUACCCCUCAAUGAUGGUUUUGGCCUUGGAAGUAGGACCACAUGAUCUUGGUUUCAUGGGAACUCCACAACGGGUUGUGUCACCUCCAGGUGCUCGUUAUGAUCCUAUAGGCUCAGGUUUUGAGUUUCGCCUAUUCGGAAGGUGA